Molecule: messenger RNA, 2112 nt
Organism: Lodderomyces parapsilosis
Lineage: Eukaryota; Fungi; Ascomycota; Pichiomycetes; Serinales; Debaryomycetaceae
Exons: 1
Coding region: 1-2112 (703 amino acids)
Source: RefSeq, a predicted model, not a curated record
AUGUCUAGUAACAAAGAAGACAUCAAUACAUCAUCUCAAACAGAACCAGAGUCGAAUCUACGACUACUGCAAUCAAAUGGUACCACACCUUCUCAACUGCAAAACUGUACGAAUAAUGACCAACACAAGGACAAUGAAUCCACCAAAACUAAUAAUGGUUCGACAAAUGUUGUGACCCCAACACAACCGGAGCAGCAAAGUAAAGACCGACGAAUAUCAACAAAGUUUAAAGAUCUAAACUCCAGUAACGGGACUGCUCCGGUUAUUGACACCUCAAGCAUCAAGUCCUAUUACCCCAUUAUCAACAAUUCUUGGCAACAAACUCAGUCGUCGUCGUCGCCCCUGCAAAAAUAUGCAACACAACGACUUAAUCAAGAGCUGCAGAAAUCGCCAACAGGGUUUCCCAUGAGUAAUAAGAAUCGAUCGGAUAGCAGUAUAAAAACACCACGAUACAGUCACCACAAACGUAAAUCAACAUCGUCGUCAGCAUCAUCAAUAACAACACCGCCAACACUUUCUAAGUCGAGUGAUAAUCUACGUAUGUUGCUUGAUAGAGAUAGGAUUACACCGCCAGUACUUUCUCGUGAUGAUGGUGGCGGUAGUACCGGGUACUUUAAUUUGGACAGGAAUAAAUGGAAGGGACAUUCAACAACAAGUGGGAAAUCCGAUCGACUGAAGCAGUCUGUUGUUGGUGAUACUCCUGGGUUAUUGAAUAGUCCCUGGUUUAGAGACUUGAAAAGCAAUAAUAAUGGCAAUUCCAAUGGUAAUGGUAGUGGGUACAGUGCCAAUGUUAGUACGCAGAGUUUGCAUGCACAUAAGAUGGAACAUUCACGAAAGGAGCAAAAGAAUCGAUUAGUUGAUCAGUUUUUGAGCUCGUCUAAAAAAGUGCCACCUUCACCUGGAAGUGAAAUGAAUGGGAGUAGGUAUUUUAAUGAGGAUUUAUUACCUUCGUCAUUGCUGAAUAGUCAUGUCAAUUUGAGUGCGUUGACUCCAUUGAAACCAGUGAAAGGAGCUACACGUGGUGGCGGUAGUGGUGGUGGUGGUAGUAGCGAUUGGAAAAAACUGCCUGAUGAUUUAAACCAAGACAAGGAAACAAUGGAGCAGGUUAGUAAGGAGGCACAAAGACAACAAUUGCUUGAUCGUGAAGUAAAUCUAGAUGAAAAACAAAUGAGGUUGGAGAAACAAGAGGAGAAGUUGAAAGAUCGAGAGAAACAAAUCGUAGAUGAGCUGCCAAAGAUAAAGCCACAGCAGCAACUACAGCCACAGCAGCCGCAGCCGCAGGAGCAGCAGGAGCAGCAGCCACAGCCGCUACAGCAGCAGAAGCAAUCGGACUUGGUAUUGAACAACAAUAACACUAACAAUAACAGUAUAAAUGGUAAUGGUGUUGCUUUCCCUGCACAUGCAAGUGAAGAUUUGGUAAAUAAUGUAUUGCAUAAUGGUGGAUUCAGAUUCGAGUAUGACACCAGGCACGUUAUUGAAGAUGAUAAGCUUGUUAAUUAUUUGAUCAAUAUUGAUAAUGUUUUGGAAGAAUUGGAGAAACGCAAACAUCAUAAUCAAAAACACAAUGGACAUCAUCGACACAACAAGCACAAAGUUGUAGGCGAUGAUAACAAUGAUGACGAUCAGUACGAGGAAUUAAUCAAGAUUCUAUCCACCAUUUCUGAGAAAGUGAUUAUUAAAACCAAAGCCAUGAUUUAUGCCAAAACCAAUCCAGCUAAAGCAACCAUUAUACAACUUGAUCUUGUAUCUCAAUAUUUGGAUAUGUUGUAUAAAACCAUGCACAAUUUACGACAAGAGUUGAUUAACAAAUUGUCACAAACACGCGAUAACAAUAACACAAUAAUUGGUGAGAAUUUAUCAAAGUUGAAUGAGAUUGAUGCAAAUUUAAACAAUCUUGAAGCAACAACUAAUCGUUACAAGGAUAAGAUUAUGCAACAAAAGCAAUUGAUGAAGAAUGAAGUAAAUGACAAAUUGAACUUGUUGGAGGAAAUUAAUAGACUGAUUCAUGUACAUAAUAAGAAUAAGCGAAAUAAGAGGAUUGUUAGAAUGAAUGUGGUUUUUGCUGGAUUGGUUGUGUUGGUGGGGAUAUAUUUGGGAGUAGUGAGACGGUAA